AUAGUAUUUGUUCGUACUGAUUUUUUCAGGGCCUUUCUUUACCUGACAAAAUAGUUGUACUUUUAGCAUUGAAUUCAGAAUUCUCAAAUCGUUCUUUGGUUCUUCUUGUUGGGCUCAAACCCCUCGCCUUGAAUCACUCUUUAACUCAUCCAAAAUCCUCGGUUUGAAUUCCGAGCUUAUGUGAGUUCAAACCCCAUGAAUUUGACUUGCAAUUCUGGGUUUGAAGUUGCAUUUCUCUCCCUUAAUCUUUCUCAGAAGAUUUACAAAUUCAGGUUCAAAUUCAAGCUUUGAACCAAGUACAAGUUCUGGGUUUUGCAUCUCUUUGCAUAAAGUUUUCAUUUUUUUGGAUUCAAAUUCGGAGGUAUAGGGUUUUGGGGUUGAGAUGGGUGCUAAUAUGUCUGUCGGCGUGUCGGACACGGAUCCUCCCUUGAAGCCCAGGUUGGAGGAUAUACCGGAGAGCUGCGUUGCGCUGGUUCUGAUGUACUUGGACCCUCCUGACAUUUGCAGAUUGGCCCGAUUGAACCGGACUUUCCGGGGUGCUUCUUCAGCGGAUUUUAUAUGGGAAUCAAAAUUGCCGCCCAAUUAUCUGCAUAUUAUGGAGAGAUUUUUUGAUGAGGAUGCUUUGGUGAAAUUUGGGAAGAAGGAUAUCUAUGCCAGGCUUUGCAGGCCUAUUUCCUUUGAUAACGGCACAAAGGAACUUUGGCUGGAAAAAAGUACGGGGGACGUUUGUGUGGCGAUUUCGUCGAAGGCUCUAAGGAUAACCGGGAUAGAUGAUCGGAGAUACUGGAAACACAUUUCGACUGAGGAAUCUAGGUUCCAGACGGUCGCUUAUCUCCAACAAAUCUGGUGGUUGGAAGUAGAUGGUGAGUUUGAGUUCCAAUUCCCUCCCGGAACAUAUAGUCUAUUUUUCAGACUCCAGCUUGGGAAGUCCUCCAAGAGAAUGGGACGCCGGGUUUGUGAUUCUGAGCACAUCCAUGGCUGGGACAUAAAACCUGUAAGGUUCCAGCUAACAACUUCUGAUGGUCAACAUGCCGCGUCCCAGUGCCAUUUGGACAAUCACGGGAACUGGGUGUACUACCAUGCUGGAGACUUUGUUGUUCGGAACACCAAUGCAUUGAUGAAGAUCAAUUUUUCAUUAACUCAGAUCGAUUGCACUCACACCAAAGGUGGUCUUUGCGUAGACUCUGCGUUUAUAUACCCAAAAAGUGUGGGGGAAGAGGCUAGAUUGUUUUUGUAGGCAGGGAGAGCUGUAAAAAUAUUGAGGUGUUCCGCCAAACAGAUGCUUGUUAGCCCCAAAAGGAAGGACUUUCAAGUAGCGGUUGCUUUGUGAGGGACCCGUAAUGAUCUUUCAGUGUAUAAUUGUGCUUAUUUACUUCUCUAUGAUGUUGGCUUUUUGCAGUUGCUUUUGGCCAAUAAUAAGAUGCUUGAUUCAUUUGAAGUUCAGCAUUUACUGAUAAUGUUUCAUAUAUGUAAUAGAUUUCCCUUGCUGAUUCUUGUUCCCUAGUCUCCGAGUGGGUCCUCCUUUAAACAGAAACAAAAAAUUCCUCCUGCAUUUGGUACCAUGAACAUUCAUUUCCUGCUUUAGAUGCAGAAAGCAGGAGGUACGAGGUAGGGACAAUUUUCUGUGGGACAAUUGAAUGAAGUCGAAUGGAAUUGAUUUGCCGGCGUUGGGUCAAUACGAAUGAUUCGUGUUUCUUGGGCAAGUGUGCCUCCCAGGUCGUCGAGUUUGAAAGUUGUACAUGGGAUAUGAAGAAUGAGUCAAAGCAUGCUGUGCUCAGUACCGGUCCAUAACUAGGAGUUGUAUGGAAUACUUAUAGCGGCUAGUAGUUUUGGACUUGUUCUUUUGUUUCUGCUUUAUUUUUGUUUUUACUUUUGGGAGGAUGUUUUAGGGGUACGUUAUCUCUAUCUGUAGUGAUUGCAUCACCCUUGCUCUGUCUGUAGUUUGUUUUUCAGUUGCAGAUCAAUAGUCUUAUCUACGUUAAAAAUUCAGUGAAUUCUGAAA
Juglans regia (Persian walnut) is the source of this 2002-nucleotide messenger RNA. RefSeq names its product F-box protein PP2-A13-like. The record is from RefSeq and is a predicted model, not a curated record. Gene Ontology annotation, molecular function: protein binding. The coding region runs from base 383 to 1237 and encodes 284 amino acids. Lineage: Eukaryota; Viridiplantae; Streptophyta; Magnoliopsida; Fagales; Juglandaceae. The transcript is spliced from 3 exons.